AUGGCGACUACAGUGGACGGUACUUGCAAGCAGCAGCAGCAGCAACAACAACAGCAGCCGUAUCAGUACGAACAACAACGGGGCGCCUCAGGGGUGAAUACAACUGCGGAUGCUUUGACCUCCCCUGUGGGGUUUCAAAGGGCGUCAGCCAUGGCUUAUACCAAUGCUGCCGACUCUGCCUUGGCGUCUGGGCAGGACGCACCGAGUGCCGCGUUGAAUGCCACAGACGUAAACGGCCUGCGUUGGACGUGGAGCACCUACCCGAACACGUACCGCGACGCCAAGCAUGACCCAGUCUCUGUGGCCUCCAUCACGCUACCAGAGAUGAUCGUUCCGCUUGCUUGCAUGUACACACCACUGAAGCCGCUGGAAACCUGUCACUUUGUCAUUGGUGAUCCCGCUGCGCGUGGUCAGCAGUGUCCGAAUUGCGGCGCUUUUUGGAACAAGCACUGUUACCGUGAGGAGGGCAAGUUCUGGAUGUGUCCCUCGUGCCUGCGCCGCAGUCCAAUGCCGCCGAAUUACAGCCCUGAGCACCCAGCGCUGCAUCAUGACACCGUGGAGUACAUUAUCCCUUCGGCAGCACCCACGGCGGCGGAAGGAGAGGUUGUUGACGCUACAGCAAAGCACACAUACCCAACAUUUAUUUUUAUUAUUGACGUCUGCAUCCCGGUGGAGGAGCUCGAGUCACUGAAGCAAGGCAUUUUGCGCUGCCUGAACUGGAUCCCCCCACAGUCUCUUGUGGGUUUCAUCUCUUUUGGGGCUCGCACGUCGGUGUGGGAGCUUGGAACUACGACGAUGACACGCUGCUACAGUCUGCGCGGCGAAAAGCAAUACGACCCUGCCGAACUCUCGGCAAUGUUGCAGGUAACGGAUGCGAUGCCGGUGCGAGGCCGCUUCUUGGCGCUGCUUGAGGACUGUGAAUUUGUGCUGACCACCUUAAUUGAGGAGCUGCAGUGUGACGAUAGUGUGACGCCCGGAAACAAGCGACCGUUGCGCACCACCGGAACUGCCGUUAGCGUCGCAGUGAGAUUGCUAGAGUUGUUGUAUGAAAAACCCAUUGUGAAGGAGGCAAAAGCUGCAGCUGCAGCGUCGGUACCUUCUGUAAAGGCAGGGCGACUAAUGCUUUUUACAGGUGGGCCUUGCACCCGCGGCCCAGGAACGGUUGUGGGUAUUGAGAAGGAAAAGAUGAUGCGCUUCCAUCGUGACAUUAUUGACGGCGACACACCGUAUUACGCGGACGCAUUCAACAUGUACAACAAUCUACAGCAGCGGUUGUCCAAUGUGCAGGCUAGCCUUGACGUGUUUGCUGAGAGCUUUGAUCAGACGGGCAUCCUAGAAAUGCGGGAGGCGGUUAAUCAAACUGGGGGUACGUUUAUAUGCGGUGAUGCGUUUAGCCACAAGAUGUUUGCCACGUCGUUUCAGCGUUACUUUGACCGCUUUGACUCACGUGUGCAAGCGCUAGAGGAGCAUGGCGCGGCGUUCUCCGUGCGCAGCGCCUUCUGUGUAAAGUUUGGGCUGCAUACUUCCGUGGACACGUUAGUGAGCGGCGUGCUGGGGCCCUGUCUCGUGGAUGAACAGGCGAACAAGACGAGUCUGCACCGUGCGGCCUCCCCCAUUCAAAUUGGGGUGGGGGGCACAACGAACUGGUGCGUCAGCACCCUGGACGAGGCGGUCACGUACACCUUCCUUUUUGAUACAGCCACGAUGAGCAAGAAGGAUGGCGGGGACGCCGUCGGGACAAAAGAUCCGCGCGGCAAUGAGACCAGGCGCCGCUUCUUUCAGUUUGUGGUGCGUUUCACCACUCCGCACGGGGAGUCGCGGGUGCGGGUGACGAGUGUCGUGCUGCCUGUUGCGCCAUCGCUGCCGUCCAUUGACCCACAGUACUUUGUGCAACACCAGGCCUUUGACCAGACGUGUGCCGCUACCGUGCUGGCUCGCAUGGUGGUGAGCAUCCUUGAGAAGCACCCGAGUAAGUGGGAUGACACCAAGCGAUGGCUGGACACCUUGCUGGUGCGUUUUGUGCGCCGCUAUGGCACCUUCCGCCCUGGCAUGCCGGAGUCACUGCGGCUUCACCCCUGCCUCUCGCUCUUCCCCUCCUUCUUGUUCAACUUGCGCCGCUCGGAGUACUUUAUGGUGCUCAACAUCUCCCCUGACGAGACUACGUUCAAGCGGCACUGGCUGAUGCGGGACCCCGUCGACAACUGCGUCCUCAUGAUUCAACCGGCACUGUACUCGUACGACAUUGAGACGCCACAGGCAUCGCCGGUGCCACUGGACAGCUGCAGCCUGUGCCCGGAUAAUAUUCUCCUCAUGGACGCGUACUUUAACAUUCACAUCAUGUGGGGUACAACCAUCUUCGCCUGGAUACAAGCCAAGUACCAGGACAACCCCGAGUAUACCUACUUUGCACAGCUGCUGGAGACUGUAGAAAACGAUGCGAUUGGACUGCUGAGCACGAGAUACCCGUACCCGCGCUUUUCUCGCACAGACGCUAAUGGCUCGGAAGCGCGGCACAUCAAAACCCGAAUGAACCCAACAACAACACAUCAUAGCGGUCCUAUUGGCACUGCUGCCGCCGGUGUCGGUGCCACCGCAGCGAGCGAUCAGUCCGACGUCAUCUACACCGAUGAGGCUUCCAUUAUGAAGUUCAUGGAGUCACUGAAACAGGCUGUGGUCUCCCUCGGCAAUGAUGGAAACGGUACGGUUAGCAGAAGCCUUGGAGGCUCUUGA
This is a messenger RNA of Trypanosoma rangeli, 2730 nucleotides long. RefSeq names its product putative protein transport protein Sec23. The record is from RefSeq and is a predicted model, not a curated record. Gene Ontology annotation, cellular component: endoplasmic reticulum exit site; COPII vesicle coat. Gene Ontology annotation, molecular function: GTPase activator activity; zinc ion binding. Gene Ontology annotation, biological process: intracellular protein transport; COPII-coated vesicle cargo loading; endoplasmic reticulum to Golgi vesicle-mediated transport. Lineage: Eukaryota; Euglenozoa; Kinetoplastea; Trypanosomatida; Trypanosomatidae. The transcript has a single exon. The coding region runs from base 1 to 2730 and encodes 909 amino acids.